This is a messenger RNA of Closterium sp. NIES-67, 1900 nucleotides long. Lineage: Eukaryota; Viridiplantae; Streptophyta; Zygnematophyceae; Desmidiales; Closteriaceae. The record is from the annotation of a GenBank genome assembly.
AAAACAACUCCUGAGCUUCACGCAUGGUUGGGUUGUUCCUUGACUCACUCCCCUAGCCUACUAUUCUUCCUCCCUUUCUCUCCCAAGAGAGUCCUCUCCUGCUUCUUUCGGAAUCGCACACUCCGAGCGACGUCUCGUCGCUGCUUUGCGUUUCGCUUCCGCAAGGUGCCCGAACGCCGACUUUCGCGUCGUAGCGUGACGAUCACGACACAACGGUCAGCUUUCAGGACGAUCAGGCUGGUCAGGACGUUAGGCUCUUGAGCAGCGGCGCGAGACACCCUCUUCAGCAUUGCUCGCCGUUGGACGGCCAGGACGAUCAGCAGUGUCAGAGGGACCAUGCUAGUCACGGCGGUAGGCUCUUGAGCAGCUACUUGAGACAUCCGCUUCCGCAUUGCUCGCCGUUGGAUGCUCAGCUACUGAACGGUCAUAACGGCCGGAACGCUCAGGACGGUCAGACUGAACGGUUUUAACGGUCAUAACGGCCGGCACGCUCAGGACGGUCAGACUGAACGGUUUUAACGGUCAUAACGGCCGGCACGCUCAGGACAGUCAGCGCAGUCAGACGGGACGGCCAUAGCGGUCAGGGGGAGAGACAGUUAGCCUAUUUCGCGCGAAUCCCGAAUUUCCAAGCCAAGGUGGCACAACGGCGGCCUUUUGCUCCACCUAGUGAAGGUCUGUAUAGCAGGCAACACACAGGGGAGACAGCUAAGCCCCCAGAGUGUGGAGCAGGGGAGGUAGGGAGUGUUUGAGAAUUCUCAAAAAUCACCUACAGCAAGCGAAGCACAGGGGACACAGCUAAGCCCGGAGUGUGGAGCAGGGGAGGUAGGGAGUGAGGGGGCCGUGGGGGAGGAGGCGGGGAGUGUGGGGGAAGGAAACGAUGGCGGGCUCGUCGCUGUCGUCGCUGGAGAAGAGCAUCCUGGAGUUGUGCCAGGAGAACCCCGAGGGCCUAUCCGACAAGAUUCUCGAGUCGGAGCUCUCAUACGUUCCUCUGGCCGACCGGGUCGGUGCCAUCAAUGGGCUGCUCCAGAAGAGAGCGCUUCAGCUAUUCAAAUCGGGAGAUACCCUUGUUUACAAGCAUGUCAGCCAAGAUCAAGCCGUGCAGUUCAAGGGGCUGAGUUCCGAGGAUCUGCUUCUCUACCAGGCGAUCAAGCAGGCGGGCAAUGCAGGUAUCUGGACUCGCGACAUGAAGAUGAAGACCAAUCUGCAGCAGCCACAGAUCACCAAGAUCAUCAAGACGCUGGAAGGCAGGAAGCUCAUUAAGGCGGUGAAAUCAGUCAAUAACAAGAGCCGCAAGCUCUACAUGCUGUUUGAGCUCGAGCCAUCCCGGGAGGUGACAGGAGGCGCGUGGUACACGGAUGCUGAGUUCGACGCCGAAUUCAUCCAGGCGCUAAGACAGCUGUGCUUGGCGCACAUAGUGAAGCAGGGAGGAGAUACAUUGGAGGGGGUGGUGGAGGCGGUGAGGAGGGCUGGCAGCGGGGGCAGGGAGGACCUGAGAAUGGAAGACUUCAGACAGGUCAUCAGCACGCUGGUGUUUGAUCGGGAGCUGGAUGUGUUCAUCAGCACAGGCACUGGCAAGGACUCCCGAUUCCCCGUGGGAGCGGAGGUGUAUCGGCCAUCUAGAUCUCGAGCUCCAGAAUCAUCCGCAUUCACCAACAUUCCCUGCGGUGUCUGCCCUGUAAUCAACGAGUGCUCAGACGGGGGAAUUAUCUCACCUCAAACAUGUGUGUACUUUCAACAGUACCUCAACUUCUAGUGCCAUGUAAAAUAUGCCACAUCUCUCAAAAUAACGCAAUGAACUAGAAUGAGUGAUAUAGGGUGGUUUUGUCCUAAUUAGUUGUACUCUCUAUGAGCAUGCACCUAUCUAGCCUAAAACAUAUACAAAUAUAUAUUGACACACCUC